Messenger RNA from Olea europaea var. sylvestris, 726 nucleotides. RefSeq lists its product as uncharacterized. The record is from RefSeq and is a predicted model, not a curated record. Lineage: Eukaryota; Viridiplantae; Streptophyta; Magnoliopsida; Lamiales; Oleaceae. The coding region runs from base 1 to 726 and encodes 241 amino acids. The transcript is spliced from 2 exons.
AUGAAUCUACAAGUUGCCCCCGAUCAAGUUAUGUGUAGAGCUUUUCCUCAAAUGUUGACCAACACAGCUCGAGACUGGUUUUCAACUUUGGAGCCAAACUCCAUAGCCUCUUUCUCGGAUCUAGCCGACAAGUUCUCCGUCUUCUUCGCCAGCAGCAAGCGCAUCAGGAAAACAGCAGCUUCCCUCAUGUGUGAAGAGUUCAAGAUGUCUCUAUCAAAGACCCCUCCAACAUCAGUAACCGACCUACUUACUCGAGCCGAAAAGUACAUCAACAUGGAAGAGACUAUGUUUCCAAAGAGAGAUGCCCCACCAUCAGCUAAGCCAAAGCUUAAAAGACAACAUGAGCUUAAUCUGCAUCAAGAUCAACCUCGUGGUAAAACAAGGCAUGAUAACCCUUCAGCAGCCUUUACUCGCCUGAAUACCACAAGAUCUAACAUUUUGAUGGAGAUCAAUGAUAUGAAAGAGCUCAAAUGGCUGUCAAGAAUGAAGUCCUCUUCUAAGCCCCGGGACAUGAACAAAUAUUGUGAGUUUCAUCAAGACCAUGGACAUACCAUAGAGACAUGCAAAGCCUUACUGCGCGAGAUCGAGUCUUUGAUCAAGAGAGGAUUCUUAGGGGCAUCUGUCGGUCAAGACAAGCGUUCAAGGAAUGAUCUUAACAAAGCAAAUACCUCAGGGACUGGGGACAGCAAUGGACCAACGGUGGGGACGAUCAAUGUCAUUGUCUAG